AUGUCGACGGCAGAGCCCACGAUCUCGCGAAAGGAGAAGAAAGCGCUGCGCGACGCUGCGCGAGCCCAGUCGAAGGGCAAGAAGCGCAAGCACGGAGAAACAAUCGCCGACGAUGAAGCGCAACAACCAGAAAUCGCCAAGGACGACACCACCGACGAGACCGCAGUAGCAGCGCCCGCGAAGCAGUCCAAAAAGCGCAAGGCAGAUCAGGUCGAAGAUGCAGAUGCCACUACCGAAACAACACCUACCACAUCACAGCCCAAAAAGCGCAAAAAGAAGUCCACCACUGCGACAACAGGUGAAGACGGCGACGCCACAAACCCCACCAACUCCCGCUUCAUCGUCUUCGUCGGCAACCUCCCCUACAAAUCCACCGACGCCACCCUCCGCUCCCACUUCCAAUCCCUCGAACCCUUCACCCUCCGCCACCGCACCGACCCGCACACCAAGCGCUCCAAAGGCUGGGCCUUCCUGGAAUUCGAAAACUACGACCGAAUGAAGACCUGCCUGAAACUAUACCACCACUCCAUGCUCGACCCGGAGGCGAUCGAGAAAGGCGAGAAAGGCGACGGAGCGCUGAAGAGUCAGGAAGAAGUGUUUGGGAGCAAUAGUGGAGGCGUCGGGAGAGGGAGCAGGAAAAAGAAGGACACGGCUCGGAGGAUUAAUGUGGAGUUGACGAGUGGUGGGGGUGGGAAUACGGAAGGGAGGAAGGAGAAGAUCAAGGUGAAGAAUCAGAGGUUGCAGGAGCAGAGGGAGAGGAGGGCGGAGGCGGAGAGGAAGGAGAGGGAGAAGGAGGAGAAGAAGAAGAAGGCUGGUGGGGGUGGCAAGGAUAAGAAGGCGAAGCAGGAUCGGGGUGAAGAGCAGGCGGGUGCUGGAGCUGUGGAGGCUGAGGCGAGUCAUGGCAUACAUCCAAGUCGAUUGGCGCAGAUGGGAAGGUGA
Fulvia fulva is the source of this 939-nucleotide messenger RNA. RefSeq lists its product as uncharacterized. The transcript has a single exon. The record is from RefSeq and is a predicted model, not a curated record. Bases 1 to 939 code for a protein of 312 amino acids. Gene Ontology annotation, molecular function: RNA binding. NCBI's taxonomy places the organism in Eukaryota, Fungi, Ascomycota, Dothideomycetes, Mycosphaerellales, Mycosphaerellaceae.